Molecule: messenger RNA, 1294 nt
Organism: Triticum aestivum (bread wheat)
Lineage: Eukaryota; Viridiplantae; Streptophyta; Magnoliopsida; Poales; Poaceae
Product: lysine-rich arabinogalactan protein 19
Exons: 1
Coding region: 127-1113 (328 amino acids)
Source: RefSeq, a predicted model, not a curated record
UCUCGCCACCUCCACCCACCAUUGCCAGCGCCAGUGCUCCCAGAGUCACAGAGAGCGAAGCUAGAGCAGUGUAGUUGGCAAAGAACGCAAGGGAAGGCGCGGGAGGAAGCUAAACUGCUGUUAGCAAUGGCGCUUGUUCCUCUCCUCCUCUCGCUGCUCCUCGUCUCCUGCGCCGCGCAGUCGCCGGCCUCGUCGCCGUCCGCGUCCAAGGCUGCUCCGGUCGGCGCCUUCCCGCCGCAGACAUUCGCCGCGGCGCCGACCACGGUCAAAUCACCGCCGCAGGCCUCCUCGCCGUCGCAGGUGUCUGCAGCGCCGCCGACGACCUCGGCCGCCUCGCCGUCACAGGUGUCUGCGGCACCGCCGACGUCCUCGGCCGCCUCGCCGUCACAGAUGUCUGCAGCACCGCCGACGACCGUCGCUGCCUCGGCGCCACAGGUGUCUGCCGCGCCACCGACUGUCGCUGCCUCAGCGCCGCAGGCUGCUGCGGCAGCUCCGCCGACAACGGCCGCCUCGCCGCAGCUUGCUGCCGCGUCAGCUCCGACAAAGAGCUUCGCCGCUGCACCACUCACCGCCACGUCGCCUGCGGCGUCCACUGUUGCCUCUCCGCCAUUCACUGCCACGUCACCUCCACCUGCCACCUCCUCGCCACCCGUCUCUGCACCCCCUCUCGCAGUGACCGCAGCGCCUCCGGCGAUGCCACCUACCGUCGCCGCGCCGCCUCCGGCCCCUGUGGCCGCACCCAUGGCCACACCACCAGCCACCGCGCCUCCCGCAAUGGCUCCGUCUCCCCUGCUCAUGGCUCCCGUGGCAUCGCCCAUCGUCCCGCCAGCGACGGCCCCCGCACCGGCGCCCAUGUCACCGGCACCGGCGCCCAUGUCACCUGCACCGGCUCCGAUCUUCGCCCCGACUCCGUCGCCCACGAUGGCACCGGAGCCGGCGCCCACCAUGGCGCCCGAGCUGUCGCCCAUCAUGGCCCCUUCGCUGUCCCCGCUCGGCUCGGCGGGCCCCGCGUUCGCGCCCGUGGCAGAGGAGGACUCGGCGGCCGGGAGCGCGCGCGCCGGCGUCGCCGCGCUCGUGGCCAUGGCGGCUGCAGGGCUCGUGGUCUUGUUUUAAUUGAGCAGAGCAGGGCUGGUUUACUUUGGUGAUCUUGUUUAGUGUUACGUUACACGAGCGUGUUGUCCCGACGACGUUCUUUCUGGACGUCGCAUGUACUGCGAAUUCUUUCUUGGUGUACUGCACAUUAUUGGUCAUUUGUUUAUUUCUUCUUAUAAAUAUAUGGAUGGAUGAUAUCUCA